CCCCUCUCUUCAAAAACCUCUUAUCCUUUGAAUUCUCACUCACUCUCAACUCAAUUCAAUUCAAUUGUAAUCUCUCUCCCUCUCACCAAGCAAAGUCCCACAUAUCCACUGGGAGGUGGCCUCUCCACCGCCUAUGGCCACCGCCUCGCCCUCCCCGGUCGAUGCCCCAGCUGUCAUGAACCAACCGUUUGUCGACGACUCGGCCGAUGACCUACGGAGCCUCAGCUUCAAUUCCACCGCGACGGCAUUCGACACUGUGAAGCGCAGUCCAAGCUCGGGGUCCGAGACGACGUGGACCGCCUCGAGCGACUCCGCCUCGUUCGCCAAGCCCCAUGCGCCCUCCGACGACCCGCGGUGGGACGCGAUCCGGCGUGUGAGGAAGGCCCGCGACGGCUCCAAGCUCAGCCUCAGCGACCUCCGGUUCAUGUACCGACUCGGGAGCGGCGACAUCGGGAGCGUCUACCUGGUGGAGCUGAAGGGCGGCGGCGAGUGCAUGUUCGCCGCGAAGGUGAUGGACAAGAAGGAGCUGGCGGGCAGGAACAAGGAAGGCCGGGCGAGGAUAGAGAGGGAGAUCCUGGAAAUGCUGGACCACCCCUUCUUGCCCACUCUCUACGCCACGCUGGACUGUCCGAGGUGGUCUUGCCUGCUGACUGAGUUCUGCCCCGGCGGGGACCUCCACGUCCUCCGGCAACGGCAACCAGAGAGGCGGUUCAGCGAGUCGGCCGUCCGAUUUUAUGCGUCGGAAGUGGUGGUUGCAUUGGAGUACCUACACAUGAUGGGGAUCAUCUACCGCGACCUCAAACCCGAAAACGUCCUUGUCCGGUGCGACGGCCACAUAAUGCUCACGGACUUCGACCUUUCGCUCAAGAGCGACAACCCUGCAUCGACAACGGCUCAGCUCGUCUCCGAUCAGGGCCCGCAGGCUGCGGACCCCGCCGGGGACAACCCAGCUGAGCCCCCUCCGUUUGCCAACUCGUCAUGCAUCAUCCCCAAUUGCAUAGUCCCCGCCGUGCCGUGCUUCCACCCAAAGCGCCGGCGCAAGAAGAAGCCCAGUGCCCGGGGAACCCUUGAGAUCGUGGCCGAGCCGAUCGACAUCCGGUCGAUGUCCUUCGUCGGGACGCACGAGUACCUGGCGCCUGAGAUCGUGCUGGGGGAGGGGCACGGCAAUGCGGUGGACUGGUGGACGCUGGGGGUCUUCAUCUUCGAGAUGUUCUACGGGGUGACGCCCUUCAAGGGGAUCGACAACGAGCUGACCCUGGCCAACAUCGUGGCUCGGGCCCUCGAGUUCCCCAAGGAGCCAUCGGUCCCGGGGCCGGCGAAGGACCUGAUGGCGCAGCUCCUGAUCAAGGACCCGGGGAGGCGGAUGGGGUCCACGAUGGGGGCCCCGGCCAUCAAGCACCAUCAGUUCUUUGCUGGGGUCAAUUGGGCAUUGCUAAGAUGUACAAAGCCACCCUACUCUCCAAGGCCGAUUGAUUACAAGGACUUGGUGCAAGCGGAUAGCAGGGCUGAUAAUUCGGUAGAGUACUACUAGGGAAAAUCAAACUAAACGAGGAUGUAAUCGAGCAAAUUCCUAGGCUUGUUUUCUCAUACUUUCACAGCUCAUUCGAUGCAACCACGAGUCAAAUCACAUUGGGCUAGAAGCAUGCCUCGGAUGCCAAUCCUGAUCGGAGUAAAGUCGGGAGACCCACUGCCCUUCUUAUCUCCGUUUCUAGUCUUGUCCACGUCCCUCUAAAAGAAACUUUUUAGGACAGGUGGGGGCUUCAAUCUUUAGGACUCUCGAUAAUGUCAAUCAACUUGGGAUGAUGACGCAAGAACGUGUUGUUUUGCAAGGUUGACGGGGAAAAUAGUCCCAAAAAAUCAUAAGUUUAUUGUACGAUCGUUAAUUUAGUCUUAAAAUUUUUAAUUA
Eucalyptus grandis is the source of this 1906-nucleotide messenger RNA. RefSeq names its product serine/threonine-protein kinase D6PKL2. The transcript is spliced from 2 exons. Bases 134 to 1531 code for a protein of 465 amino acids. Gene Ontology annotation, biological process: protein phosphorylation. The record is from RefSeq and is a predicted model, not a curated record. Gene Ontology annotation, cellular component: plasma membrane; cytoplasm; nucleus. NCBI's taxonomy places the organism in Eukaryota, Viridiplantae, Streptophyta, Magnoliopsida, Myrtales, Myrtaceae. Gene Ontology annotation, molecular function: ATP binding; protein serine/threonine kinase activity.